Messenger RNA from Vicugna pacos (alpaca), 4995 nucleotides. Lineage: Eukaryota; Metazoa; Chordata; Mammalia; Artiodactyla; Camelidae. The record is from RefSeq and is a predicted model, not a curated record.
CCCGAUUCUGCCCUCCCUAGGCUCAGCGCUGGCGCAGUGAGAACUUUGAGAGGCCCGUGGACCUCGAGGGCUCGGGGGACGACGACUCCUUCCCCGAUGAUGAGCUGGACGACCUCUACUCUGGGUCUGGCUCGGGCUACUUUGAGCAGGAAUCGGGCAUUGAGACAGCCAUGCGGUUCAGCCCAGAUGUGGCCCUGGCAGUGUCCACCACACCCGCAGUGCUGCCCACCAUGGACAUCCAGCCUGUGGGCACCCCGUUUGAAGAGCUGCCCUCUGAGCACCCCACCCCGGAGCCAGCCACCAGCUCCCCAUUGGUGACAGAUGUCCCAGAAGAGCCCAGCCAGAGAGCCACCACCAUCUCCACUCCUGCAGCUACUACUGCUGCCACAACCACAGGGGCCCCAGCCGCAGCCACAGUGCCCUCCACAGUGGCCACCGCCAUCCCCAGCAUCCCUGCGGCGCCUCCUUCUGCGGCCACCACCUCUGUCGUAAGGACCACCGGCGUACGGAGGCUUUUGCCUCUUCCACUGACCACGGCAGCCACCGUCCGGGCCACCACCCCAGCAGUGCCCUCACCUCCCACCACAGUGGCUGUCUUGGACACAGAGGCCCCAGCACCCAGGCUGGUCAGCACGGUUACCUCCAGGCCAAGAGCCCUUCCCAGGCCAGCUACCACCCAGGAGCCUGACGUUUCUGAGAAGAGCACCCUGCCCCUGGGGACCACCGCCCCUGGACCCACGGAGGUGACUCAGACCCCAACUCCAGAGUCCUCUCUGACCACGACCCGGGAUGAGCCAGAGGUGCCGGUGAGCGGGGGGCCCAGCGGGGACUUUGAGCUGCCGGAGGAAGAGACCACACAGCCAGACACAGCCAAUGAGGUGGUGGCCGUGGGUGGGGCUGCGGCCAAACCAUCGCCUCCACCCGGGACGCUGCCCAAGGGUGCCCGGCCAGGCCCCGGCCUCCUGGACAAUGCCAUCGACUCGGGCAGCUCGGCGGCUCAGCUGCCCCAGAAGAGCAUCCUGGAGCGGAAGGAGGUGCUCGUAGCUGUGAUUGUGGGCGGGGUGGUGGGCGCCCUCUUCGCUGCCUUCCUGGUCACACUGCUCAUCUACCGCAUGAAGAAGAAGGACGAGGGCAGCUACACGCUGGAGGAGCCCAAGCAGGCAAGCGUCACGUAUCAGAAGCCCGACAAGCAGGAGGAGUUCUACGCCUAGCGGAGCCACAGUGCCUCCCUGUAGCCUCAGUGCCACCCCUUAGCCCAGUCCCCGGCCUGGUGCCACCAGCCCCAACCUGGGACUGGGCCUGGGAGGCAGCCUGGCCCCAGUUCAUCUCUGCCACCCUCCCAAGGUCUGCCCAGACUGCCAGCCUCACACAGCUCUUCCCCAAGUGAUGGUGGGGGGGCACUGCCAUCUGCCCUAGACUGUGCCCUUAUGAGCUCAUCGUUUGUAACCCACCAGCCUGGGGCUUCAGGACCUCAUGUCAGAUGGACAGGAGAAGGGAAGCUCCUGAUUGGCUGGUGGAAGAAGGGGUGGGGCCUGAGUCCCAACCUGGCCCCACAGGGCCUGCUGGCUGAGGGCAGAGAGGCACUCAGGCUGAUUUCCAGAUCAAGCAUUUGGCAAGCUCAGCCCUUGAAACAUUGAGACGUUGGGCCCCUCUCUGCCUGGGUGAGCGGGUAGCCCUCACGGCCAGCCUGUUUUGUCCUGGCCUCUGUGGGGUUGUGUGGUUAUUUUCUCUCACCCCUGCCUGAUGCACAUGCACCCGCAGGCUUCACCCCCUUCCCAGUCUGCCCCUGCGGAAUUGGCUUCCCGAGAGUGGCCUGGCAGCCACUGGUGAGGAGGGGCUGGGCUGCUUGGACCUCCUCCUUCAGAGUGGACUCUGCACAGACACCGUCUCCCACAUGAUCACCGGUAUUGUCCCACACUGACAAAAGCAUGUGAUGACAAAGUCACAUGCAGAACUGACCACCCGGCCAAUCCAGACAUGUCACAGACACACGUUCUUCCAAAGAUGUUUAUUCUCAUGGGUUUCCCACAUGUUCCCCAAAUGCUUAUGACAAUGCAAGUCACUAGUCAUCGUCACCCAGUGGUGACGGUGUGGCCUGCCUCCCUCUUGCCACCACACCCCCCACCCCCACCCACACACACUCCGACACCACACACUGGCAGGAGACUCCCUGCCUCCCCCUCCAGCUUUCAAGCUCACUGGGGAGGGUGCAGUUAGGCCAGAACAAUCAGCCCAUAUUGGGUCCCCUGGGUUGCCCUGUCACACUCAGCCCUCACGACACCCACACCAACCACAUUGCCACUGAGCCCGGCGUGUCAGAUGCAGUCCCACGUGGAUGCAUGGCCUCACCCACACAGCCUCAGUCUCACAGUGGAAGAGGGCAGGCAGAUUAAGUGAGGUGUGGGAGACGUUGCCACAGGCCCCUCAGGCAUUGCAUACCGCAGGGCCUGGGCUCACCCUGUUUCCCGCCCCUCUGUAGCCUGCAAAGGGCUUGGUGUGGGGCCAGCCCCCACUUGCUGAGGAAAGCAGGCUGGUUCCUGGAAUUUAGCCUUGGGCUGGGGAAGGGGCUUGGGUCUCCUAGGACCAAAGGCCCCAGGUGGGGAGGGGGCAUGUGUUCAGGCUCCUGGUAUCCCUGCCUCCCCCUCCUGCACUGAGCUCGGGGGCUGACUCUGCCUCCCAGGACACAAGUCUCCAAAGUGCCUGUGAGGGUGGGCCCUGCCCCUGGGCCCUCUGCACCCUCUCCCUUCGGCCUCGCGGGGCCCACCUCAGCCUCACCCCUGGCCCUCUCGUGGACACCCAUUCAUGUGGCCAAGCAACCUGGCGGUUCUUCUGGCUGCAGCUGGAAGCAGCCUGUCCAGACACACGGCCCCAGGCCGAGGGCUGAGAGCAGGCAGGGGGGUAGGGGUGUCACAGACCCCAGCCCACCUCCCCCUUCUUUGUUACCUUUACAAGUGGGGCGACUUAUGUAGAUAUUUUAAAUGUGGGUCACAAAUCUCCUAUGGGGGGUGUGCUUUGUGGGGGCUCUUGGAGCCAAGGGAUGUGGUCUGAGUCGUGUUGGCUGGGGCUCACACCUCCACCCCUUGCCCACAGCCCAGAUUGAAGUCAGGAGCCCAAGUUUUCUGUUCCCUUUUCAAGACUCAAUGGCAAUAGACUUCUGCAGGGAGAGGGCUAGGGGCCUGAGGGUGAGGGUGAUGUGCCAGGGAGUGUCCACAGCCUGUCUCUUCCACUGGCCUACUUCUGGGCUGGGGCUCCAUCUUUCAGACCCAAAGGCCCCCCUUGGCAGGGCCUGGAGGCUUGUGAGGAAUGCAGCUGGUCCCAGUCUGUGAGCAGGAGCAGGGAAGGCAUCCUGGGCCCACGACCUGUCGGAGGUGACCUGGCCUCAGUCAUCCCUGAAUCAGAAGGGCUGAGAGAUGAGGGAGACCAAAGGUCCAACCUCCCUCUACCCUGCUCCCUGGUGGGCUGCUGUCUUGGGACAGCAGCUCUGGUGAGAAGGCCUGGGCAGGCCGAGGCUGAGAAGCUAGGGAGCAUGGAGGAGAGAGGGCCUGGACCACCUGGGGAAGCCCUGGGAUUCUGGGACUGGGGCAGGAGCCCCAGCAACGGGCGCAGCCUGGGCUGGAGCCCAUGGUGGGGGCAGGGGGCCGGCACAGCAUGGCCGGCCGGAGCAGGCUUGGAGUAACCACAUGGGUCCAGCCUGGCCUGACUCCUCACCUUCUGAGGGUUGGAUUCUAACCUGGGGCCUAGGGCUUUGCCUCCUGGCCCCAGCCUUUUCUCUGUGUCCUUAGCAUUUGAGAGAAGAGGCCGAGGCCUCGUUCACGGAGCCCUGGACCAGAGACAAAUGUCCAGGCUUUAUCUUCACGAUAUUUAACACAGUCCGACCAGCCCAGAUCCACUCCAGCCAGCCUGUGCCCGCAGGGCAAACCACGCACGAGAGAGGGAGGUAAAGGAUGAGCUGGAGCUCUCCUAGGUGCCGUGUGAUGUGUGCAGGGCCUUCCCAGAUAGGCCCCCCCGCCACCCUGGGGUGCUCCUGGGUAGGGUGUCCUGCAGGGCCCCGGUGUUUCUGGGGAAGUGGGGCCAAUUCCAAAGGAAGAGGGAGCUUGUGUGCUUGACUGCCACUCUGGGGCCUCAGCUACCAGGGAGCAGGAGAUGGGUGGGGCCUUUUGCCCGCUAUGACGUCUAGAGCCUGGGCUCUGUCUCCUCAGGGGGCCAGAGAGGGGACCUCCUUGGAAGGGUCAGUCCUCUUGAUCACCGGAGGCAGAUGGGUGGUCACCGGGGCUGGGCCAGGCAGGUCAGUGGGCAGUGGCUUCCGGUGCUCAGGCUGGACCCCCCAGGGGUCGUCAGCAAAGCCACCUGUCUGGCCUUCGAGGCUGAGGCCCUGGGCACGGGGAGCAGACCCACCUCUGCCUCCACCUUGGCGCUCCUGAAUUUCUCCUGACAGCCACCACCCCGGACUUGCUUCCCCAGGCCUCCUGCCUGUAAAUAGUAGCCCACAAACUGUGUACAGAUUUACAGAGAUGCCGAGGCUGGGCCCCAGAGUCACCAUCUAAGGGCUGAUGGCCCCGGGAUCUCCGGGCGCCGACUGGACAGCUCAGUGCCCCGGCCCCAGCGUGGCGAAUGCAUGUAAAUAUUUUUCGUAGGCAGCGUGGCUCCAGAGAGCCCCCUGAAGUCAGUGUCCCUCCUGUGUGUCCUUUCUCCUGUACAGAACCCUCCAAGAACCCUGUCUCGGGUCGAGGGGGAGUUUGUCUUUCCCUCCCCCAGGCCUCCCCUGCCCUUUCUCUCUCCCAUAACCUGUCUAUUAACCGUACCCAUCCUGAGUUCAUGGCCAAAACUUUCAACAAGAAAAAGCGGUGGAAGAAGAGACCAAGGCACCUACUCUGCUGUGGGUGCUUACCUGUCCCAGCUUUGUGAAGGAACUGUUUGGUUUUGGGGUUUUUGUUUUUUAACACUUCCCGUGCUGUGCCCAUUUAUAAGAGGAAAUAAAAUUAAGCUGAAAUGAUG